AUGAGAGAACCACGCCGCUCAGUCAUUUCUUUUUCUUUGCUCUCUAUAUAUUCAUUUUCUGUGUGUAUCUCUCUCUCUUUCUCUCUCUCUUCUCUUCUCCGACCCCAUCUAUCUACAUCUCUGCGAGAAAUUUCUUCAAUCUGAACCCCUCUCUCACCCUCUCUUUUCUCUAUCCCACUCCUCCGGCGCAGCCUCUUCCACUGCCGUCCGUAGACCGGAUCGGUCACAGGCGAGUUUUGCCGGCGACCGGUUUCUGGAUCCCGAUUUCACAUAUUCGACCUAACCCCCCCAUCCCCAAUCCCACACAUCCCAACCUUUCUUUUUUAUUUUUUAUUUUCUUUUAUUUUUUAUUUUUUAAAAUUUCUGUGUCUCUCUUUUGUGUCGUGUGUUUUUUUAAAAACGUCCUUUUUGCGAAUUUACUUUUUUAGCCCUACCAAAUUCGGUUGGAAUAUAUAAUUUUUUUUUUUAACUGUUCUACUUACGUACUGUACCAGCAGAAGGUUAUUCUCAAUUUUUUACCCACCCCCACCUUCCAUUUUCAUCUCUAUUAUCGAUGAACCUGAUUUGACAGUUUUAUCCCCGAUAAAAGGACGAUUUUACCCUCACGAAAACAAAAGUCCAUAAUUACGUUCUUAUCCCUCCUUCCUCAGGUUGAAAACAUUUUUUGUGGUGCUGACGUGGCAUGAAUUUAAGGCCUUAAGAUGAGUAAUCAUCCGCGUCGGAUUUUGACACCUGGAGCCUCAACCUCAAGAAAGCGAAAAGAAAGAGAGGCCCACUAUUCCUUAAAACCGUCGAUUCAAUCGGCUUCAUCGGCCGCCGCCGCCAAGGAGCCGGCGGCGUCGAAUCGGCUUCUAGCCGGCUACAUGGCCUACGAAUUCCUAACAAAAGGGACGCUGCUGGGUCAGAAGUUCGAUCCGGGUCGGGCCGAAGCGGUGCCGGUGGGUAGCCACGGCGGCGGAGAAUGGAGGAAGACGACGACGACAAAAAUGGAAGUGAAGACGGAGGCAAGCUUGAGCAUGAAGAAGGAGCACGAGAGUUACGGUGAGGUGGCGAGCAUACUGAAGGCGGACGGGGUCCAUAUACCGGGGAUUGUCAACCCUACGCAACUGGCUCGGUGGAUUCAGAUGUAGACAUGCGAGGAGGGCGUGUUUGUACGUAAACCCACACACACACAUACACACACACAAAAAUGGGUAUGGUGUGAAGAAAGAAAGAUUAGAAAGAUGAGAGAGAGAGAGAGAGAGAGAGAGAGGGGGGGGGGUUUGGGUUUUGUGGGGUUAAUGGAAAUGGAGACGUGGCAUUCUCCUAUUGGGUUGUGGGUUUCACCACCCUCACCAGAGAAAGUUCUUUAACCUCUCUCCCUCUCUCUCGAUCUCUCGAGAAGCCAAACCCAACAAUACUGAGUUGAUGCAUGAAAGCUCACUCAUAACCCCGACCCUCUUCUUUUAUUUUUAAUUUUCCCCCUUUUUUUUUUUUUUUUUUUUUUUUCUAUUAGAAUGCUUUUCCGUCACUUUCUCGGGAAUGUUACAUACCAGCUAUGGUUCUCUCUCUUUCUCUCUCUCUAUCUGUGAAUGUGAAUCUGCUUUGUGUUUUGUGUUAACGAUUUCAAGAAUCACCAAAAUGCAUGCAUUAUUUUCGGUUUUUUGGUA
Molecule: messenger RNA, 1649 nt
Organism: Ziziphus jujuba (common jujube)
Lineage: Eukaryota; Viridiplantae; Streptophyta; Magnoliopsida; Rosales; Rhamnaceae
Exons: 1
Coding region: 702-1130 (142 amino acids)
Source: RefSeq, a predicted model, not a curated record